This is a messenger RNA of Tarenaya hassleriana, 922 nucleotides long. RefSeq names its product ethylene-responsive transcription factor ERF107-like. Gene Ontology annotation, molecular function: DNA binding; DNA-binding transcription factor activity. The transcript has a single exon. The record is from RefSeq and is a predicted model, not a curated record. Bases 145 to 723 code for a protein of 192 amino acids. Gene Ontology annotation, biological process: ethylene-activated signaling pathway; regulation of DNA-templated transcription. NCBI's taxonomy places the organism in Eukaryota, Viridiplantae, Streptophyta, Magnoliopsida, Brassicales, Cleomaceae.
AAAAUCAAAUGCAGAGAACCCAGGAGUGUCCCCACGUCUGCGGAACCCUUUGUACCUGCAUCUUUAUAUACGAACAAGAUCGCGACUUCUUUUUCCUUCAGACAUCGCCGAUUUCUUCUCUCUCAUCUGUCUUAAUCUGAAGAAAUGGCCACAGUCGAGGAGAUCUCCACUUUGGAGUUUAUGCAGAAGAAUCUCUUUGAAGAUUUCAAGAUCCCCGAUGGUUUCAUGGAAGAUUUCGACUUCGAUUCUUCUUCUCUCUCCGAUCUCUGGUGCGUAGAACCAGUGAAUCCAGUCCCUAAACAAGAACCUGAUUCACCUGUUCUUGACCCGGAUUCAUCAUCGGCACCUGUUCUUUCGGACAUGAAGACAUCGCCUCCCGCUCAGAACGAAGCGACGAAGUUGGAAGAGACGAGACAUUACAGAGGCGUGAGACGAAGGCCGUGGGGGAAAUUCGCAGCAGAGAUUCGGGACCCGGCGAAGAAAGGGACGAGAAUCUGGUUAGGCACGUUCGAGACCGAUCUCGACGCCGCCAGAGCCUACGAUUUCGCGGCGUUCAAGCUCCGGGGAAGGAAAGCUAUACUCAACUUCCCUCUGGACGCCGGAAAAUACGAUGCUCCGGCGAAUUCUGGCCGGAAAAGGAGAAGAAGUAACGGCGGUUCAUCGUCUCACAGGAGUUUGUCAUCAUCAUCAUCAACUGACGACGAUACCAUUAGCGACGCAUAGUAAACUCAAGAUUCAUAUCUACGAGUUUGCAUAUAUAUAUAGAUCAAGAAAUGUGGAGACUAGGGACGAGAAAUGCAUAUAUCGAAGUGAGAGUUAUUGCAGCAUCAAUGAAACAUCUUAUGUUGUUAUUGCAGCAUUCAUAAUGUUCGGAGAAUAUUAUCAAGAAUCAAAGAGUGUCGGCUUAAAUUUCGAAGAAGUA